AUGUGGGGAGAUAUGCUGACGAAUCGGGAGCGGAGCAGGGUCUAUACCAGCACAGUCGGCACAAACGGCAAAGCGCACGUAUCGCAUUUUUUGCCUAAUUUCAUUGUGGCAUUCAGCUCGGUAUCGGUAGUAAUGACCUCCCUCAGCACCCUCUCGAGCGGAAUUCAUUACGACGAGGCUUCCAACGGGACGCGACCGUACAUUCUGAUGAUGCAUCUUCCAUUCGACAGCAAUAGACAAUCCGUGUAUCUAUUCGUGAUAUUUAUACAAUUUUUCUACGUGUUGAUAAUUACCACCGGGGCCGCCUCUCUUAAUUCGGUUCUUAUUAUUUUGAUGCUGUACUUAGGCGAUGAGAUCGACGUCAUUUGUAGUUGGUUGAUGAACAUGGAUGAGAACGAGCACAAAGCGAGCGUGGUGAAGAAAAUAAUCCGGAAACACCAGAGUGUCAUAAGUUUUUCGAAAAACGUUGAGAUGCUCUACACGUACAUCGCGUUGAUGUUAAUCGUGCUCAAUACUUUAAUCACUUGCGGCUUGGGCUUCAUACUCGUCACGUCAAUCGAAUCGCCUAAUUUCUCCACAAUAUUAAUGAAGAACCUCUUGUUUUAUUGCGCAAUUAACAUUGAGACCUUCGUAUUUUGCUUCGCCGGUGAAUACAUUAGUGCUAAGAGCAGAGAAAUCGGCGAAGCUGCAUACGGUUCGCCUUGGUAUCAAUCCAAAUACCACGGUCGCGCCGUUUUGUUCAUGAUAAUGAGAUCGCAGAAUCAGUUGGCGAUCACAAUGGGAAAGUUCAUGGAUCUCUCGUUGGAACGAUUCUCCAGUAUUAUAAAAGCUUCGGCGUCCUACAUGUCGGUCCUACUGGCGAUGUAUUGA
This is a messenger RNA of Dinoponera quadriceps, 870 nucleotides long. RefSeq names its product odorant receptor 4-like. Gene Ontology annotation, biological process: detection of chemical stimulus involved in sensory perception of smell; sensory perception of smell. NCBI's taxonomy places the organism in Eukaryota, Metazoa, Arthropoda, Insecta, Hymenoptera, Formicidae. Gene Ontology annotation, molecular function: olfactory receptor activity; odorant binding. The transcript has 5 exons. Bases 1 to 870 code for a protein of 289 amino acids. The record is from RefSeq and is a predicted model, not a curated record. Gene Ontology annotation, cellular component: plasma membrane.